Molecule: messenger RNA, 979 nt
Organism: Dicentrarchus labrax (European seabass)
Lineage: Eukaryota; Metazoa; Chordata; Actinopteri; Moronidae
Product: radial spoke head 14 homolog
Exons: 4
Coding region: 235-714 (159 amino acids)
Source: RefSeq, a predicted model, not a curated record
GUUUUAUUGUGUCUCCUUUGCAAACAGACCCAUUGUGAUAUUUAUUCUGACAGGUUGAUGUUUCACAUAUUCUCUAAUACUGGUCAGUUGUAUGUUACAACAAAAUGUAUCUUUCUCUCUCUUUAUCAGCUAACGGACACUGAUCAAUACCAACGGGUUCCUCACCUUUCUACCGCUGUUAACCGAUCGGACCGUCCCGGUAGAAGUUCGUGAUUAAGAAAGCUGUUUAUAUUGAUGAAGUACCGGAUGGCCGGCGGCGGUGUGAUGGACCCGAGCCGGGCUCCGGUGGCCUUCGGCCGGCGGGCGGUUCCGCAGCUGUUCGAGGAGCUGCAGCAGCCGGAGGAGGAGCGCAGACAGCGGGCUCUCAACUCUCUGUGCGACCUGAUGCACGACCCGGAGCGGAUCUACCAGACCGUUAACGGCGGUUUUCUGGAGCAGUUGAAGGUUUUGAUGAAAGACGACGAUUCAACAGUCAGAAAGAAAACCUGCAAACUGCUUCACAUACUGACUGCUCACAGCAUCGGCAGACAGGCCCUGCUCUCCUCCUCCCUCCUCCCUCCUCUCUCUCAGCUGUUGGAUGACUCCUCGUCCUCCUGCAGGAGGAACGUCCACCGAGUGCUGAACCGCCUCAGUCUGCUGCCUGCAGGUUCUCAUCCCGUCUCAUUCUGCACUCUUUGUUCGGUUCAUAAAUCAGAAUCAGAAAUACUUUAUUGAUCCCCGUUUGUUACACAUGAUAAAGAAUAUAAAUAAUAAUACUUAUAUUACAAUAAAAUAAACUCAAACUCUCCUCGUUCCACAAGAGGAAAAACAGACGAGUAAAUUAUAUUUGAAGCAUUAUUUCUAUAAUUACUAAAUAUAUCAGUGGCACACAGGUAAAUAAAAACAAGAAACAUAUCACAAUAAAAUGUCGAUAGUAAUAAUUAUGAAUCAUUUCUAAUGAUCAUUAAUAAAGAGCAGCUGACUAAAGGUUUAACUAUUA